CCUUGAAACGAAAGACAAGCGAUAGCUAAGCAAACCUCCUCUUCGCUUCUCCAAAGGGUGACGGUAUUUAAAAUAAAGCGAUAAACAAUCUUUUGCUAAAUUUCAACACCAUCGUUCUUCUUGGCCGCUAUCGCAACCAAACAGUGCUUUCUGGUAGGUUUGUUGAAUCUCUUCGAAGCUUUCUCGUAAUAAUUUGGAUUAUUUACAAGCGAACAUUGUUUGAUUUUACGGAUUUCGAGCAUUCGGUUACCGCUUUUUCUUGAGAUGCUUAUUGAGGUUUCCUUGCGAUAGAUCGAUGGGGCAAGUUUUAUGAUUGGAAAGGUUUUGAUUAGCAAAUCGUUGUGUCUCGUUUUUCUCUCUGUCUGUUGAUGUAUCUUGCUAUUAUUGAGGAGGAAUAUUGGCUUGUGAACGUGCCCAAAUUAUUCCUGGGUGCUAUCAGGCCAUUGAAUUGUUUAUUUGAAGGGAAGGUCUAUUACUUUUCUAUCCCAAGAGAUAGAUGGGAUAAGGAGCUUUUUAAGCUGCAGAGUGGGUAAUAAAUCAUAAUUUGUGAUAACAUAAAGGGUUUAGUUGCGGAAUUGUUGAAUUAGUUUGGUUUUUGUUACAACUGUUUGAGAUGGGCUCUUCACAAGGAUCUACAUUGUCAACUAAUAUGGCUGCUGGAUUUGUGGACGGUUCAUCUACACGCCGAGGAGUUUCGUACGUUGAUAGUUUGCCCAUUUAUGUUAAGGAGCUAAUUGCUGGGGGCGCUGCUGGAGCUUUUGCUAAGACGGCUGUUGCACCUCUGGAAAGGACUAAAAUUCUCUUGCAGACAAGAACAGAAGGGUUCCAAUCUCUUGGGGUGUGUCAAUCCUUAAAGAGGUUACUGAAGCAGGAAGGUGUUCUUGGAUUUUAUAAAGGAAAUGGAGCUAGUGUUCUUCGGAUUGUACCUUAUGCAGCCUUGCAUUUCAUGACAUAUGAGCAAUAUCGAGUUUGGAUUGUGAAUAACUAUUCAGCAUUGGGAUCGGGGCCUGUUAUAGAUCUAUUAGCUGGUUCGUUAGCUGGAGGAACAGCAGUUUUAUGCACAUAUCCUUUAGAUCUGGCUCGUGCAAAACUUGCUUAUCAGGUUGUAGACACUAGAGGAAGUUCCAGGGGUGGUAUAAGAAGUAUGUCUGGACAACCUGCAUAUGGUGGCAUAAAAGAUGUACUUACAAGUGUCUACAAGGAUGGGGGAAUGCGCGCUCUAUAUCGGGGCAUAGGUCCGACCCUAACUGGAAUUCUCCCUUAUGCUGGUUUGAAGUUUUAUGUAUAUGAGGAACUCAAGAGGCAUGUUCCUGAAGAGCAUCAGAAAUCCAUUGUGAUGCGUCUUUCUUGUGGCGCCCUAGCAGGGCUAUUUGGGCAGACCCUCACAUACCCAUUAGAUGUUGUUAGGCGGCAGAUGCAGGUAGAAAAUCUGAGACCUUCUAUUCAAGGUGAUGCCAAAUACAGGAACACAUGGGAAGGGCUUACCAGCAUUGCCCGAAAUCAAGGAUGGAAACAGCUGUUUGCGGGCCUGAGCAUUAAUUAUAUCAAGAUUGUUCCUUCUGUGGCAAUUGGCUUCACUGCAUAUGACAUGAUGAAAGUGUGGCUCCACAUACCACCUCGGCAGAAAUCACGAUCAGUCUCCAAUUCAUAAUCUUGACAAUAGCUAAAAUGCACUAUCAGCUCUGUACUAGCUCUCCUACUGAUUGAAAGUAGAUCGGACUUAUACUGUUACUGAUUAAGGAUUCCUGUCUGUGUUGGCACAAAUACUUUGUUGUUGAUACAUUGUAUGUUGAGAGAAGAAUUCUGUGAUUUUUCGUUUUCA
This is a messenger RNA of Mangifera indica (mango), 1822 nucleotides long. Its product is annotated as mitochondrial carrier protein CoAc1-like. The transcript is spliced from 7 exons. NCBI's taxonomy places the organism in Eukaryota, Viridiplantae, Streptophyta, Magnoliopsida, Sapindales, Anacardiaceae. Gene Ontology annotation, cellular component: mitochondrial inner membrane. The record is from RefSeq and is a predicted model, not a curated record. The coding region runs from base 614 to 1651 and encodes 345 amino acids. Gene Ontology annotation, biological process: transmembrane transport.